Molecule: messenger RNA, 1551 nt
Organism: Myzus persicae (green peach aphid)
Lineage: Eukaryota; Metazoa; Arthropoda; Insecta; Hemiptera; Aphididae
Exons: 1
Coding region: 1-1551 (516 amino acids)
Biological process (GO): DNA replication
Molecular function (GO): DNA-directed DNA polymerase activity; DNA binding; nucleotide binding
Source: RefSeq, a predicted model, not a curated record
AUGUACGGACUGGACAAAAAAUUACAACCACCACGAAAGUACCCGACGUAUGAGGUAUACCUAUUACGCAUUGCAGAUACCGAGAAACCAAACCAUUUUGACUUGCUGUUGGUGACGGAUGAUAGCGGGUCACAUUAUGAAUACAUAUCAAAUUUAUCACGACUUAUUAGCACACAAAAAAAUAAGAAUGAACAUUUAGCAUAUUUUUGCAAGAGGUGUUUUGCAUCAUUCGAUGAGCAAAUUUUGAAACAUAAGUUGAAUGGACGUGCGGCGUUGGAACAACACAAAAUGAUUUGUGGAGCACACAAACCUAUUUUACCAAAAUUGCCUGCGCCCGGAACAAUGUUAGAGUUUGAAGCUUGGAAAAAAACACAACGCCACCCUAUAGUUAUCUAUGCAGAUUUUGAAGCACUUAUUGUAAAAUGUGAAGAAAGCAAAGGCGAGAAUACAUUGGCUUUUCAAAAACAUUCCCCAAUGAGUUACGGUUUCGUUGUAAAAGCUAAAGACGACGUGCCAAUUGAACUGCUUGAAACGUUUGGGAUACCUACAACACCAGUUAUUUUCCGUGGUAGUGAACAUAAUCAGGAGGUAGCGAAACAUUUUGUAUUAAGUAUUGUUGAAAUUGCUGAAAAAAUAGACAAACUGCUCAAAACCAAUACACCAAUCAUAAUGACACCGGAACAGCGACGCACACAUGAAUUAUGUAAAGCAUGUAAUUUAUGUAAAAAUAGGUUUUCUGUGGAAAACCAUAAAGUAGCAGAUCACUGCCACUUAUCCGGACAAUUCCGUCAAACAUUAUGUAAUACUUGUAACCUCAAGCUUCAAACGCCUAAUUUUGUACCAUGCUUUUUACAUAAUUUAUCCAAUUACGAUGCUCAUUUCAUCGUAACCGAGCUGGGAUAUGACACUAAGACAAUUUCAGUCAUUCCAAAUACUGAAGAAAAAUAUAUAUCAUUUUUAAAGCAUGUAAGCAACAUAUUUUCAAUAAGAUUCAUUGACACAUUCAGAUUUCUAGCUUCAAGCUUGUCGACUCUGGCCUCAAAUGUAAUUACUCCUGGUUUCGAAAAAUUCAGAGAAAUUUCUAUAGUUUUUAAAUCUGAAGAUAUGCCUUUUGUUACCCGUAAAGGGGUGUACCCGUAUGAGUAUACAGAUGGGUGGAACAGGUUAGAAGAAUCAUGUUUACCGGAGAAAAAAGAUUUCUACAGUACACUCACAGAGUCAAAUAUUGAAAACGAAGAGUAUAAACAUGCGACAGAUGUAUGGAACCACUUUAAAUGCAAAACACUUGGAGAUUAUUCGGACUUGUAUUUAAAGAUUGAUGUUUUAUUACUGACAGACGUUUUUGAAAAUUUUAGAGAUCUGUGUUUAACUACAUAUCAACUGGACCCUGCAUUUUACUAUACAGCGCCAGGCUUCAGCUUUGAUUGUAUGUUAAAAUACACAUCAAUGAAGCUUGAGCUACUCUCCGAGUAUGAUAUGUUGUUAAUGUUCGAGGAAGAUAAAUAUUUCACGAUUAUUUUUACUAUAGAAUUUGAUUACUUAUUCUCAUAG